Molecule: messenger RNA, 975 nt
Organism: Hypoxylon fragiforme
Lineage: Eukaryota; Fungi; Ascomycota; Sordariomycetes; Xylariales; Hypoxylaceae
Exons: 2
Source: RefSeq, a predicted model, not a curated record
AUCUGAUGAGCAAAGACAUAUAUUGAUACCAAUUACUAGGUAGGUAAAACACGACAAGCAUUCUUUAUUAUUUCUUAUACCAGGUAGGUAGCUAUCAAAACCCUCUUUCAAUAUCAUUCUCUCAAUGUUUUUAUUUUUAAUUAAGAAACAAGAACACGAAAAGAGUAUGCUUAGGUAUUCUACAGGACAAUGCUAUAACUAACUACAUACCUAGUAGGUAUCUUUUUACAGGUACAUCCACGUACACCUAGCUAACUACCCAGCUAUGCGCAUUCAGAGUUACACUACCUAUCUAGGUAUUGUACAUACAUUUCUGCGAACUAGGUAGCCAAGUCACUGCAAUAGCCAGGCAGCGUCUCGACUUGUUGUCAAUCGGUCUCCUCAAAAAGAAAAUUUUAUAAAAGAAAAAACUUCAGGCAUGCCCACGUCUCAACCCCAUCUUCUCGUAUACUCUGUACAGUAGACAUGUAUGUAUUCGAAUUCAGACAAUGAGGAGGACACGAUAUUGUAAUCUCCACACCUAGUACGUAAACCAUCGUCGUCGAUUAUGAUGCGCUCAGCCUGUUGCAUUUGGAUCCACAGCCGUUUAUUGCGCGACUCCGUUCCUCGAAGUUGCAGAUAACCAUUGAAACGUGGAGUUCAUUCUGAGCAUACCCCUGUUUUGUAAUCCUCGCGCCCCCCCAGAGACAUGGGAGGACAUGGGAGGAAGGCCAUGGUCCAUAUGGUCCAUGUUUAGCGGCUUAGCUACCCUAGUCAUCCUACAUAAGUUCCUGGCCACCCGGUACAGAGCCUUGACGCGUGUCGACAGGCCCCAAGAAGAGGAUUUAUGGAGAUCUUUUCUCGGCCCUAGCCUCCGAAAAAUAUUCUCCGAGAUUUGCGAACGCUACAGUGUGGCCGGGGAGCCGGAGGCGCAGCUCGUCCCACAUAGUUCAGUUAGUAAAGGAGGUAAUUGGAAAACUACUAGGUAAGACAACC